AAACUUUCUCUAAAAAGAUGGCAACGGUCUGUCAACAGGAACAGAGUUUUGUCUCAGGCCAUAUCUAUAGAUCAACGAACUUCGAAGUGAAUGCGUGCUACGAGAAAUGUCAUGAGAACGACGAUAUUCUUCGAAGAAUGCUAAGUAAUUUGGAAAAUUCGUUUUGCCACAGAAAAUCGUAACUUACAUGUAACAUUCGUUAUUUGAUACACAUCUCGAUAAGAGUGUGACGUUCACCAAAAUGGCACUACAAGAAGAUGAAAACACCUGGGUUUUAGAGCUGGAAGCAGCAUUGUUAGAUACGGUGGCACCAUCAGCAUCCGAUAUAUAUGCAAUUUGCAAGGGGCAAGCAGUUCCUACAAAUCUAAGGCCAGACGUAUGGCAAGCUUGUUUGGAUGUGACUGAUCGAGGCAAUCAAUUAAGUCAUUUCAAUGAAGUUUUUGAUUUACCAGAACAAAAUUUGAUUCGUGAUGAUUGUCAGCAACUGGUUGCAAAGUUAGGAAAUGAUGAUGAGGACAAAGUAUCAGUUGUUUCUGAUUUAGAGUCCAUUGUAACAUUUUAUUGCAAAAGCAAAGGGAAACAGUAUAAGAGAGGUAAUGGAUGGCUGGAACUGUUGGGUCCUUUAAUAGCUUUAAAACUUCCUCGGAGCUCAACGUAUAAUUUAUUUGUGACAAUAAUAGAUAUUUAUAUUCCUAGAGGUGAAAUCUAUAGUUCUGUAUUAAGAUUGCUUUUGCUUUAUCAUGAACCAGAAUUAUGUUCUUUCUUAGACACAAAAAGAGUGUCUCCAGAUCAAUACACAAAAGGAUGGGUAACUACUUUAUUUGCUGGUGUGUGUUCAUUACCAGCUGUUUGUACAAUGUGGGAUCUAUAUUUCAUGCAAGCUGAUCCAUUCUUUAUGUUAUUUCUUUCACUUAUUAUGGUGAUAAAUGCUAGGGAGCAAAUUUUAAGUAUGAAAGACAACGAAAAGCAAAGUAUUAUAGAUGCAAUAGCUGCUAUGCCUUGUGCUCUAGAAGCAGAAGAUGUGACAGACUUUUGCUCGCUGGCGCAAUACUACGCGAUGAAAACACCAGCCUCGUUCAAGCAGGAUUUGUAUCCUGUUUUGUUUGGUGAGGGUUUCGAUGGGAAAUAUAUAUCACAUGCGUUGUGCUUGCCUGUGUCCGCUCAAGAAUUAGUCGAGAACUCUAUUGAAAGUCCGUCCGUACCUAACACAUCUGUUGAGUCAGUCAGAUUUUUCCUAGUGGAUUGCAGACCUGCCGAGCAAUACAAUGCAGGACAUCUGCCGACAGCAUUUCACUUAGAUUGUAAUUUGAUGUUACAAGAGCCAGCUGCAUUCGCCACAGCGGUGCAAGGAUUGUUGCAGGCACAACGGCAAGCACUAGCUGUUGGAUCGCAAGCUGGUGGCGAACAUCUUUGCUUUUUGGGAAGUGGCAGGCAAGAAGAGGAUCGCUAUACGCACAUGGUAGUCGCAUCCUUCUUGCAGAAACAUACACAAUACGUCAGCAUGGUCACAUCAGGAUAUCAAGCCAUACAUGAGUACUUUGGCGAUGAAGUCGUUUCUAGUCUCGUUGACCAUAAUUCGCAGUAUUGUUUAGUAUGUAGCGCUAACAUGUCCGAUACGAAUUCUAACGAAACGAGUCCUGCCAAGGUGAAGAAUAACAAUUCCUACUUUUUCGGGAAGAUAAAGAAAGUGAAGGGAAAGUUAUUCGAUUAUAUCGUGAAUCCAUCAGCAAGUGUUCAUAACAAUGUGGAAAGUAGGAAUGGUAAAGAUCCAGAGUAUACUAAACGGCAAAAAAAGACCGCCCCUGUAUUUAGCAUAGAUGACGACCAGGAAUUGGAUAUGGUAAUGACUAAUCACGAAAGCGAAGAACCCGUUGAAGUAGUCUCCAUUCAACAAUGGAUGAAGGAUCCAAAAUUGCUACAUUCCUUUAAAUGCCAAGAAGUGAAAGUGAAUAGAGAUCUCUGUGAUAGUAUACUUUUGGUUACUGACACUCACCUUAUUGUACUCCGGGAAAUACCAGAACGAAAAGGUGCAGCGCACGUAAUUGUCAAGCGUCCGUUGACGAGUAUUGUUAAGAUUACUUCUAGAAAACGAAACUCGGAUUUGAUCACAUUCAAAUACGGUACAACGCAGUACAAUGACAUGGUCAUCUCGGACAUGGACAAAUUUCUAAUUCCUAACGCGACUGAGGCUACUAAAUUGAUCACACAUCAAAUCCUCAAACAAUUGGAAACCACCAAUUAAUGUUUAAGAGUUUUGUAAACGAUCGCGCACGCUGAUCCAACACCUACAGAUAUGUACAGAUUAAGAUUCGAUAUAUUUUAGAAGAGUUGUCAUGGAUAAGUGUGAGAUUCGACAAAUACUUCUUUUUAUUUGUUUAACCGAUUACAAUGUUCUUACUUAAAUGGUACUACGUAUACAACGUGUCACAUUAAUAUGUAUUUAAUAAUGAAAGUCUGUAAUUUGUAGAUGAAGAUUUUAACACGAGCGUGUCAUAUAUAGAACUGAUGAAGAUGUCAUAUAUAGAACGGUGUCAUUAAUAACAAUACGCGGCCAAACAUGAUUUACAACUGGAUUGUAAGGUUUUGGUGAUUGUACUAAGUCUUUGUUUUCAAGAAUUUCCACGUACUAUUCCUCAAGCACUUUUUCGAAUCUUCGAAAAACAUACGAUUUCCAUAGGAAAGCAUUUUUUGCAUUUUUUAUUGUAAUAACGUCAUAACGAACGUUCACGAUUCUCUGAAUUUAGUUAUUACUUCACAAGUGGCUAAACGGUGGCCUUACUAGCAAAAAAGAAUGGGAGAGGUAAUGGACUCAGCAAAUUAUUCAUCGACACGAGUAUGUAGGAAUGAAUGUAAUGUGCCAUGAAUAAGGAUAUUGUUGGUUCCUCUGUGCAAAGUGAUUUGCGUGAAGCGAACCACUUGUCUCUAAUGGAUUUAAGAAUGCCAAAUGAUUCAAGUAAACAUUUUACAGCUUAUAUUAAAACAUUCAGCGGUAUACGGUAAAUUCUCCCCAAUUUUCCUUCGCUUGUAAUAAAGGGGACAAUUUGGGAAGGGGAGAUAUGAUUAUUCGAUUAUCACUUCGGCUAUCAAAUUUCUGACAUUCAUUUAUAGAACUAAAGAAGAAAAGUACAGCUCGUGGUAAUGUUUCUACCCGAAUGAAAAGUAUUUUUGGACAAGAUAGACUUCUUUAGCAUCAACAUUAAUUUUGUAUAAAGUUUAAUUGAUAAACCCAUCAGAGACAUUUGUGAUCAGCUUCUUGCGAUUCAAAUUGUACAAAUACGGUUUGUAAUGCAGCAUCUGUAUACAUAUACAUAAUAUUAAAUUAAUAAUUUAUUAAUUUGUUGAAUCCAAAAAACUUUGAAUUACACGCUGGUACGGCAUUUGUCACACACAUUGAUGUAUAUUCUCUAUACGUUAUGAUGAACUGAUGAUUGGUCCUAAUCUAAUACAUAUAAUUCAAGGAAUAUUACACAUAAAUGGUUAUAAUUGCAUUUUGUAUAACCUAGUCUCGCAAUACUUGUCUUUAUAUAAUAUUUACAAAUGGUACAAAAUGUACGGGAAGGAUAAUGGUAUCAUCACUUCGCAGGCAUACCUAUUACACUGCCUGAUUAUAUUUUGAAGAAUUUUUAAAGUUUACCAUUUACCACUUUUCAAAAUAUCUGUACAAUUCGUGAAACAGAUUGUCUUUUACCAACAUAUACGUUCGGAGAAUUAUGUGGUACAAUUCUCUUUGAAUUAGUUAAUAGAAGCAUAGCACUAUGUAUUAAACAAAUUUAUCCCUUUGUAAUUUGGGACAAUACCGCCUGUAAUAAUUGUUAAUUUUUGUAUAAAUUUCCAAAACAAAGUCUUACAUAACUACAAUUUCGUUAUUAUAUUACAAAUUGAAUUAUUUUUUAGAUGCACUUACGGUGAUUCUACGUUUCAGAUCAUGUAAUAAUAGUUAGAUCUAUAUUUAGUAACUUAUCAAAACCUUAAAUCUUGUAGAUACUACCAAAAUUGUUAAUACUUGUAAUAAAUGUAAAAAUAGAAAAUUUUCUAUUUAUGUGCUUCCGCAACGAUCGACGAGCAUAAACAAUGGGGUAGUCGUUGACUAAAGAAACUUAAUAAAUUCUAAAAAUAAAUUGUAGAGUACUGUAAAGCACUUAAAUACAAGUUUUCAGUUGUAUAUGUAAAUAAAUUUUAUGUAAUGCAUAUGAACGCGUUUAAAUGAUAUGUAUUUUUAAGAAAUUGUAAAAAUAAAAUACAACUAUAGCCAUUCUAAAACACAUCAA
Messenger RNA from Megalopta genalis, 4268 nucleotides. NCBI's taxonomy places the organism in Eukaryota, Metazoa, Arthropoda, Insecta, Hymenoptera, Halictidae. The record is from RefSeq and is a predicted model, not a curated record.